Lycium ferocissimum is the source of this 2454-nucleotide messenger RNA. Its product is annotated as putative pentatricopeptide repeat-containing protein At1g12700, mitochondrial. The record is from RefSeq and is a predicted model, not a curated record. Gene Ontology annotation, molecular function: protein binding. Bases 74 to 1924 code for a protein of 616 amino acids. NCBI's taxonomy places the organism in Eukaryota, Viridiplantae, Streptophyta, Magnoliopsida, Solanales, Solanaceae. The transcript is spliced from 3 exons.
CCAACUCCUUCAUUUGCUAUUUCGUCCAAAAUUAGGGCACACUUAAUAGAAUACCACUAUCACAUCAGUCAAGAUGAGGAGAAUUUCUCUGUGUAUCCCUCACAAUGCUAUUAUGCCCUUUAUUUCUUUCUUUGAUAUUUCCCAUUCUUGUUCAACUAGAGCUUAUUCUUCUUGCCAUACUAAUAGAUCAAUUUCAGUAAAGGGUAAACUUGGGUUAAAUAGCAAGAUUGAGAAUGUCAAGUGUUUAGAUGAUGCUGUUACUCUCUUCCAUCAAUUGGUUAGAAUGAAGCCUCUUCCUUCUGUUUUCAUUUUCUGUAAAUUAUUUAGGACACUGCUAAAUAUGAAGCAUUAUUCUGCUGUCAUUCCUCUUUUUCGUGAAAUGCAGACACUGGGUAUCCCAAUUAAUAAUUUCAUCUUGAAUAUCGUGAUUAAUAGUUAUUGCCUGAUGCAUCGUGCUAAUUUUGGAUUUUCGGUGCUGGCCAUUUACUUGAAGAAUGGCAUUCCGUUUAAUGUUGUCACCUUUACGGCUCUAACAAGGGGAUAUUUUGCUGAAAAUAAGGUCAAUGAUGCAGUUGAAUUGUUCAAAAAAUUGGUGAGAGAAAAGAUUUGUGAGCCUGACAAAGUCAUGUAUGCAACUGUCAUGAAUGGGCUAAGCAAAAGGGGCCAUACUCAAAAAGCUUUAGGUUUGCUCCGGUUAAUGGAACAGGGGAAUACUAAGCCCGACAUAUAUAUCUACACCAUCGUUAUGGAUGCCCUUUGCAAAGAUAGAAAUUUAGAUGCUGCUAUCAACCUUUUCAAUGAGAUGAAGCAGAAAGGCAUUCCUCCUGACACAGUCACUUAUAAUUCUUUUAUUGAUUAUUUCUGUAAGCUUGGUCAGUGGAAAAAAGUUUUGACUUUGUUCUCUGAGAUGGUAAACCUCAAUAUUUACCCAAAUGUGCACACCUUCACCAUGGUGAUUGAUGGACUAUGCAAAGAAGGAAAAGUCGAAGAUGCCGAGGAAAUAAUGAGACACAUGAUUGAAAAAGGUAUAGAGCCUAAUAUAAUCACCUACAAUGCGAUAAUGGAUGGAUAUUGUUUGUGUGGUCAACUGGAUAGAGCGAAGAGAGUGUUUGAUUCCAUGAUAGAUAAGAACAUUCAACCUGACAUUUUUAGCUAUAACAUACUAAUAAAUGGAUACUGUAAGGAAAACAAAGUGGUUGAGGCCAUGCAAUUGUUUCAUGAAAUUUCUCAAAAGGGAUCAAAACCUAAUAUUGUUACGUACAAUACUAUCUUGCAAGGUCUGUUUGAAGUUGAAAGAAUAAGCGAUGCAGAAAAGUUCUUUGAUGAGAUGCUAUCUACAGGGCCCAUACCCAAUUUAUACACUCACUGCACUUUGCUCAAUGGUUAUUUUAAGUACGGACUUGUUGAAGAAGCUAUGUCACUCUUUAAUAAGUUGGAAAGAAAGAGAGAAAACACUCAUAUUAAAUUUUACAAUUUUGUCAUUAAUGGAUUGUGCAAAAAUCGUAAACUUGACAAAGCUCGUGCUAUUUUUGAGAAGCUUUCUCUAAUUGGAUUGCUCCCGGAUACAAGAACAUACAAUUCAAUAAUAAAUGGAUUUUGUCUAGAAGGGUCGAUAGAUGAAGCUAAUCAUAUGCUAAGAAAAAUGGAGGAGAGCGGUUAUUUGCCAAAUGACAUCACUUACAAUGUUAUUGUGCGAGGAUUUCUCAAGUGCAGAAAAAUUAGUGCAAUGGCAACAUUCAUGAAAGAAAUGGUUGGAAGGGGCUUCUCAUUUGAUGCAAAUACCACUGAGUUACUGGACAGGCUCAUCACGGUCACAGCAGAAACUUAUGUUCUGAAAACGAUGCAACUGAUAAUAGAUAACCGCAUUCACUGGUAUGACACGAAUGGUGUCCAACGGAGAUGUUGUCCGUGUUGUUGCAAGUGAGCGUAGGGGUAAGCUGAACCGUCGAAAUGCUUACAUAAAAGGAGGUUACUAGAUGAUGAUGACAAGCAUGGAGGCUAGUUGCCUUUUUCAUUUUAAAUGGCGAUUUUAACCUUGGUCAUCCUAAAGUCUUACUCUUAUUAUGUUGUGUAAAAUGUUACAUUAAUAUCAGAGGUGAUAACCAGAUAUGGAGCAAAUGUUAAAUCACAAAUCCCCUACAAAUGUUGUGUUUUUUUUCCCAUUACUAGCACGUCUCGCUGUCACAAGUUAUGACGUAGCUCGAUCACUUAGGCCGACCUUAGGCAGACAUCCCUCAGGAGUGUAAUGAAGCUCACUAACUUAUACAGUACCAUUUAUUAUUUUUCACUAUCAGGUCACCUAUAGUUAUUUUUUAAUUGACAUGAUAUGUAGUGUAAAUGCUCCUCGAAGUUAAUUGGGUAAUUGUUACGUGAUUAGAGCAAUUACCCACGAGAAUCAAUUAUUCUUGUGAACUCAUAUUUCUAAAUUGUAAUUCUACUUAAAAUUGUGGUUAA